Molecule: messenger RNA, 2964 nt
Organism: Pimephales promelas (fathead minnow)
Lineage: Eukaryota; Metazoa; Chordata; Actinopteri; Cypriniformes; Leuciscidae
Gene: arhgap11a
Product: Rho GTPase activating protein 11A
Biological process (GO): signal transduction
Molecular function (GO): GTPase activator activity
Source: RefSeq, a predicted model, not a curated record
AUUUGAACGUCUUUUUCCGAGCUGCCGUUGUGAAGACGGGAAAUAAAGCAAGCGGACACACAGAAACAAACACUAGAUUUAAAUGGCGAAAAAAUAUUAUUAUUUUAUUUUAUAAAAUUAUGUUUACGCGCAGCACAUCCUGGAAACCUAAUAUGAGAUGCGUUUGGUGACUUUGAUCGGUUGUUUUUAUUGAAAUGUGUCGAGGAAAAGUAAACUAACCAUCAGUUUGUUUAUUCAUCACAUCCACAACAUUUAUUGUGCUUGUUUUUAAACUGAAAGCACGCUUUAAUCUAUAUUCCUCAUAUUUCGAGUCGUUUUAACGAUUUUUAGACGUCAUUAUGAAGGUUUUGGAGAGAAAUGUGCUUCGUCUGGCAGUAGUUCAGCAUCUUCGGUCCGUUUAUGGGAUUAAAAUUAAAAACUGGAAUAAAAACAGAAACAAACAGACAUCGGCGAACACGGCGAGGGUGUUUGGCGUCGCGCUCGAAGGUUUGCCACACUGUCACGUGUUGGACUACGGAGACGUACCCUGCUUUAUAGUCGAUGCUUGUACGUGUCUCAUGGAUCAUUUGGACACGGAGGGCCUGUUCAGGAAGUCCGGUUCUGUGGUGCGGGUCAAGAGCCUCCGGGCCAAACUGGACCAGGGCGAGGACGGCCUCCCCACGGCGCUCCCGCUGGACAUCGCUGGCCUCCUCAAGCAGUUCUUCCGGGAGCUUCCCGAGCCGGUCCUGACCACAGACCUGCACGCCGGCUUCCUGAAGGCCCAGGAGCUGCCCUCGGAGGACGAGCGCACCUCGGCCACGGUCCUGCUGUCCUGUGUGCUGCCCGACAGGAAUCUCAACACGCUGCGCUACUUCUUCAGCUUCCUGAAGACCGUCUCUCAGCGAUGUGCUGAGAAUAAGAUGGACAGCAGUAAUCUCUCGGUCAUCUUUGCGCCGAAUCUCUUCCACUGUGGCGACGGUGGAGAAAAGAUGAGCAGCAACACGGAGAAGAGACUGAAGCAUCAGGCGGCGGCUCUGCAGUGCCUCAUAGAGAACGCUCAACACCUGGGUGCGGUUCCUCAGUUCCUGAUGGAGAAGGUUCCAGCCAUGUUGGGUUGUGAUGCUGCUGUGUUUUCUCCAGCGUCGGUGUCUCUAGAGGAGAGUAACGCUCACUCAGACCUGAAGAAAAGCAACAGACGCAGUUUAGGAGAUGUGGUAAAUGGAGCUCUGAAUAGGUUUAAAAGUAGUAGAACCCCAACAAAUACCCCUCAGUCUGAUGGAGCAGUUUUCUCCAUGGCCACUCCGGUCAUCGUAACGCCGAACUCCAAGCGUAAGCUCCCGCUGGAGUCGGCACACACUCAUGGCUUCUCCAACAAGAAGCGCAGGUCCAUCAAGAAGAACCUGGGCCUGGAGCUGUUCCCCAACGCUCUGUUUGGAGGAGCGUCUACACCUGGAUCAGCACACAGUGCCGGCGCGGCUCUGGACUCGUCUCGCGGUGGUCUUCUGUCCUCUGUGGGCAGGAACUCUCGUCUGUCCUGCAGUUCUGCCCGGAGGAAGAGCCGGCGACGCAGAGACCGCAGUGUCAACAGAGUCGAGUCGGGGAAGGCCGGCUGUUUCUCUCCCAGAGCCGCCAAGAAAGAGCCAGUGAGGAAAUCCCUGCGUCUGCGCUUCAGUCUGGGCAAAUCCAGCCGCGAGUCUAACCUCAUUACACAUUCACAACUGGGGCCAAAGGGGUCAGAGGUCAUAGGGUGGCGGCUUGCAACACAAGAGAGCUGUACUGGUUUUCACUUCAGCAAGGAGUUGAGUCCGACUGUUUUGAAGGAGAGCCCAUCGAAAGGCUCAACGUUUCUCAGUAAAUCGGAGGAUGACCUCUUGACCCCUCGGUGUGAAUCAAUAACCCACCGGAGCUCAUGGGGUCGAGACACUCCUGAUGUCGGCCCGACGGAUUCGUUCUCGGAGACCGAACCUCUGGCGGUCAGCGACCUUCCCAAGAUCCUCAGCGUCGAGGAGUCGUUCAGCGAAGAGCGGUCCGGAUCGACCCUACUGAAAAUCAAACGAGCGUUCGGUGAGUCUGGCAGUGACCUUCACAGCAUCAUCACUCAGAACCAGCACAACUCCUCGGAGACCUCACACAACGUGACAUUCGGACACAUCGAGAUCGCUCCUUUGUCUCCUCUACACAUCGACAGCGCUUUGUUUGAUAGCGGAACGACCCGGUUUGGGGAAACCAGUCUUAACGAGUCUCUCUGGCUUGAAAACGAAAGCAAGGAUUGCUGUCCUGCAGAAUGCAGUCAGUUAAUCGACGCUUUAGACAUGCAAAGUCCCGUUGCCUUCAGACCAGACUCUUCCAUACCGAUCCAAUCAACUCCGUACGGAUCGAGAGCGCAAACGAACACCAGCACGUCGUCAUUGGGAAACGAGACUGAUGGCAUUCCCAGUGGCGCUGAAGCUCGCCGGAUGAAAGUGGCCGAGCAGAUUAAACGGUUCAACAUGAUGACGUUGGAUUCGCCCAAAGCUAAAGUGAUGCGCUCCCCGAUGAAGUUCCAGCGCACGCCGGUUCGACAGUCCGUGAGACGGUUGAACUCUUUGGUUGGGAGUCGGAAAGAGGUCCGGAUGGGUUGGUGUGCCGCUGCGACUCAGAUAAAGGCUGUGAGUUUAGAAAGCGCUCUGCAUUCGACGUUUGCUAAACCCAAACCUCCAGUUCCUCCGAAGAAAACGAAGGUUAGACACGCAACGCUGGAAGACGUCACCAAUAAGGCGCCAAAGACCAAACGCACAAAUGAACAUCCCAAGUCUGUUCUGCUGGAAGUGUCUGGAAACGAGACUAAUCGCUAUCGAGGUUCACCCAGAAACCCUCUCGCUGAGGUCAAACUGCUGUCGGCGCUGAAGCCCAUCGAUAUAUAAGAUCUAGUGUUAAAGGAGUAGAUAAAAAUUUCCACAUCAUCCAAGAUGUUCAUGUUUUUCAUUCUUCUGUGGAAAAGAAAUU